Molecule: messenger RNA, 921 nt
Organism: Fusarium proliferatum ET1
Lineage: Eukaryota; Fungi; Ascomycota; Sordariomycetes; Hypocreales; Nectriaceae
Product: related to ketoreductases
Exons: 2
Coding region: 1-921 (306 amino acids)
Molecular function (GO): oxidoreductase activity
Source: RefSeq, a predicted model, not a curated record
AUGCCUCAAUCAGUCUGGCUAGUAACAGCUACUACUUCGGGUCUCGGUGCCGCAGUGGUGCAGAACCUCACUGCGAGAGGUGACAGGGUCAUCGCGACUGGAAGAGGGGCAACGGAACGUCUCAAGCAUUUGCAGUCUGACAAUGUCUUUCUUCUCGAUCUUGAUGUCACUGCGCCUCGAGCUGAGAUCGACGAGCAAAUAAAGAAAGCCUGGGAUGUUUGGGGACGCAUCGAUGUUCUCUUGAACAACGCGGGCAUUUCAGCACCCAAGAGUAUUGAGGAGGCAGAUGACGACUUUGUGCGUAACGUCUUUGACGUCAACCUCUUUGGAACGCUACAUGUCACUCAAGCUAUCCUGCCUUACUUCAGAGCCCAACAGAGUGGCACCAUCGCCUUCAUCGGAGCUGGCGUGGGCUGGGGCCCGUUGCCAUUCUUAGGCCACUACGCCGCCUCGAAAGCUGCUCUCGGUGCUUUUGUCGAAUGCCUAGCAAAGGAGGUCCGACGAUUCAAUAUCCGCUGCAUCAUUUUUGAGCCCGGCGGCUUCCCGUCCCAACUUGGCCAACCUCGCGAAGGUUCAGUGGAGGGAUUUGGGAAGUACAAGCCCGCUUUAGAGGCCUACAAUCCCGGUUUUGAGGAGUUGAUGGACGUGUUCAUUUCGGAUAUUGGCCCGAAUGUGCCUGGUGAUAUCAGAAAGUUGUCAGAACGCAUUGUGGACUGCGUCAAGGUUGAGGGUGCCAGUGCUGGAAGGCCGGAGCCGGUGAGAGUCAUUCUUGGAAGUGAUGCAUUACGGUUGAUAGAGCAGAAAUGCAAGGAGCAGCUUGAGCUCGCGAGUAGUUGGGAGGAUGUCAGUCUCAGCACGGAUAGAGAUGGACAUGAUCAUGUUGCAAGUAAAGGAAUGCUACGUUUCUCAUCGAUUCUAUAG